GAGACCGUCGAGGUCCCCGCUGACGCCGCCAAGGGCGCCCUUACCGUUGAGGAGGCUCUCCAGAUCGUGAUCAAGAAGGCUCUGGUCCACGACGGCCUUGUCCGUGGUGCCCGCGAGGCCAUCAAGGCCCUGGACCGCCGUGACGCCGAGCUGUGCGUUCUGUGCGAGACCACCGAGGAGGCCGGCAUCGUCGCCCUUGUCGAGGCUCUCUGCAACGAGCACAAGAUCCGCCUGAUCAAGGUCUCCGACUCGAAGAAGCUCGGUGAGAUGGCCGGUCUCUGCAAGAUCGACCGUGAGGGUAACGCCCGCAAGGUCGUUGGCUGCUCCGUCGUCGUCGUCCGCAAGUGGGGCGAGGAGUCCGAGGCUCGCAACGUCCUGCUCGAGCACUUUGGCGCCGCUCAGUAA
Molecule: messenger RNA, 405 nt
Organism: Linderina pennispora
Lineage: Eukaryota; Fungi; Kickxellomycota; Kickxellomycetes; Kickxellales; Kickxellaceae
Product: 40S ribosomal protein S12
Exons: 1
Biological process (GO): translation
Cellular component (GO): ribosome; cytosolic small ribosomal subunit
Molecular function (GO): structural constituent of ribosome
Source: RefSeq, a predicted model, not a curated record